Benincasa hispida (wax gourd) is the source of this 363-nucleotide messenger RNA. RefSeq lists its product as uncharacterized. Lineage: Eukaryota; Viridiplantae; Streptophyta; Magnoliopsida; Cucurbitales; Cucurbitaceae. Gene Ontology annotation, molecular function: nucleic acid binding. The record is from RefSeq and is a predicted model, not a curated record.
AUGUCCCCAUAUGCAUUGGUGUUUGGGAAGGCAUGUCACCUGCCACUAGAAUUAGAGCAUAAGGCGCUGUGGGCAGUGAAGAAGCUUAACUUUGAUAUGAAGGCUACAAGGGAGGAGAGAAAACUUCAGUUACUCAAGCUGGACGAAUGGAGACUUCAGGCAUAUGAAAUGCCAAAAUAUACAAAGAACGUACAAAGCGUUGGCAUGACAAGCGACUGUGCGAAAAGAAUCUCCAGUGCGGUUGAAUUAACAAAUGAAGAAGGGACCAACGCAUUUAAGGUAAAUGGACAAAGAGUUAAGGUGUAUCAUAGAGGAGAUUUUCAACGCGAGAAAACUUCCGUGGACUUGAGGAAUCCAGAAUGA